AUGUCUGAUUCUCCAUAUCCUGCAUUCACAUUCGUUAUGGUGCCCAUCGCUAUGGCGAUCGGGUGGUGCGUGAAGGUUUGGCUCGAUGCCGAUGGCCGACGCUACGAGGUAGAUGUGGUAAACCAGCGUAUACUCAAGGUCGCCCAAUGGGACCAUGAGUACAAGAUGAAGGCGCUGGGGAGCCCUUCUACCUCGGCGGCGGAGGACGCCGGACGCGGAGAGUCAUCCUGA
Exophiala dermatitidis NIH/UT8656 is the source of this 231-nucleotide messenger RNA. RefSeq lists its product as uncharacterized. The transcript is spliced from 2 exons. NCBI's taxonomy places the organism in Eukaryota, Fungi, Ascomycota, Eurotiomycetes, Chaetothyriales, Herpotrichiellaceae. The record is from RefSeq and is a predicted model, not a curated record. The coding region runs from base 1 to 231 and encodes 76 amino acids.